AUACACCUGUGGUUAAACAAAAAAAAUAGAGCAUCCACCAGUAAACACUUUCUAAUUGUUAUUAUUUUUUUGGAUAUAUUUUUCUUUCAUCAACUUUAUAGUGUGUUUCAAAUUACUCCCCUCUCUCUCUCUCACACACACCUGGACAUAUGAUGCAAUUCGAGGGGUCUCUCUCUCACCCACACACGGACACACAUGCUUGAGCGACUCGCGGGGUUAGGUGACACCCAAGCUACUCUCACUUUUUUUUUUAACAAACAUCACAGAAUAUGAAUAGACUUAGAUGGGAAGAUAUGAACACAAUAAAAGUUUAGUGGCUCAAUGAGCGAUUAAAAUAGUGCCCAUUGUGCACAUGGAAACAACAAGUGUUUGACAAAAUAGAGAGGACAAAAAACAGUGAGGAUGAAAAAGGGGGAAGACUUAUGUGAGAGUUGAGACAAGAGGAAGGAGUAGUGGCACAUUAACUAAAACAAAAUCAUGGUCAAAGUGAAUAGGCAGUUGUUGACAAGUGUAUAAACAAGUGCAAGUCAAAGUGGAAAGUAGUAUAUUGGAAGCUUUAGCUGUUUGUUGAUGAGAUAAACAAUACAAAGAGUGGAGAAUUGAUCAUUAUAAAAAGAAUGGUUGAGUGAAGCUCAUAGAGAAUGAGUUUCAUAGUGGAAACUUGGAAGUCGGGGCAUUUAUUCUAAUAGUAUAUAAUAAUAAUAAUAAUAUAAUGGAAUAACUUGCGGAGGUACACUAAGCCUGUUUGUCACUUGAAUAUUUUAGUUCCAUACCACCUAUGUAUGUAUCUUCAUUCAUUCUUUCCCAGGUUAGGAUGAAAAUGGGAGAAAAUGAUGAUAGCUACAUGAUGAUGGUGAUGAUCACCAUAGUUAUUACCUUUGUCUCCUUGAUUUGGUGGUUUGUUGCGACUAGAGGCGGAGGGAGGAGCAAGGGUAAGUUGCCUCCGGGAGGAAGAGGGUGGCCGGUGGUGGGAGACAGCAUCAGCUGGUACAAUGCUGUUGCGAGUUCCCAUCCCCCGGCCUUCGUCCACAAGCAGGUCCGUCGCUACGGCCCAAUUUUCUCCUGUAGUCUCUUUGGGAAGUGGGCGGUUGCUUCUGCGGAUCCUGCCUUCAAUAAAUUUGUUAUGCAAAACGAAGGAAAGCUGUUCCAGUCGAACUACCCGAAAUCCUUCAGAGAUUUGGUGGGGAAGAAUGGGGUGAUUACUGCGCAGGGAGACCACCAGAGGAAGCUUCAUUCCAUCGCCUCCAACAUGAUGCGGCUUGACAAGCUGAGGUUUCACUUCCUGCAGGAUAUUCAGAUAGUUAUCGGACAGAUCUUCACCAAUCUACACCACAAUCAGGUUGUCCCCCUUCAAGAUGUUUGCCGCAAGCUAGCAAUUAAUUUAAUGGUCAAUCAGUUACUUGGAGUCUCCUCUGAAUCGCAAGUCAAUCACAUAGCUCAACUGUUCUCACAUUUUGUUGAUGGCUGCCUCUCUCUUCCGAUCAAUUUACCAGGCUUCGCUUAUCACAAGGCAAUGAAGGUAAAUACUAUAUGUUGUCCUUCUUCUUCAACUCUUUUUCUUCUUUUUGACAUUUUUUCAUUUCUCCUCAUUCACCAGGCUAGGGAAAAUAUAAUAAGCAAGAUUAACACGACUAUCGAGACUCAUAAAAGGAAUUCCUCCCGGGAUAUUGGCAAUGGUGUUCUGGGAAGGCUGCUAAAGGAAGAGAGCUUACCUGAUGAUGCGGUUGCUGACUUUAUCAUUAACCUUCUAUUUGCUGGAAAUGAGACCACAGCUAAAACCAUGCUCUUUGCUGUUUACUUCCUCACGCAAUGUCCCAGAUCCAUGAAGCAAAUGCUGGAUGAGCACCAGAGCCUAAGGAGUGAAAGGGGUGAGGAGGAGAUGCUUACCUGGCAAGAUUACAAAGCUAUGCCUUUCACUCAAUGUGUAAGUCCUCUUUUAAUCAUCUAUCACUAUGACCUCACUCCUCUUGCUACAAUAUAUAUUCUGGGCACUCAACCAUUAAUAUUUCUCCAGGUAAUUGAUGAAACUCUACGUCUAGGAGGCAUUGCCAUUUGGCUCAUGAGAGAAGCCAAAGAACAAGUAGAAUAUAAAGAUUAUGUCAUUCCAAAAGGAAGCUUUGUGGUGCCAUUUCUUUCAGCAGUCCAUUUAGAUGAAAAUGUCUACGAGGAUCCACGUAGUUUUAAUCCAUGGAGAUGGAUGGAACCAGAAAAUCAGGUUAUCCAUCUCAGAGGCUUUACUAAUUUCCUAAUGUUGAGAGAUAAAUAUAAGUCAUUAAUAUAUUAUAGCGUGCAUAACAUCAACAAAAUACAGGAAAAGAGAAACUGGAGGAGCAGUCCAUAUUUUGCACCUUUUGGCGGAGGAGCUAGGUUUUGUCCAGGGGCAGAGUUGGCUCGCCUUCAGAUUGCCCUCUUCCUACAUUACUUCCUCACCACGUUUAGGUGGAGGCAGGUGAAGGAUGACAACAUGUCUUUUUUUCCAUCAGCUCGAUUGGUGAACGGAUUUCAGAUACAAUUGAAUAGAAUAAGCCAUGAUCACCAUGUUUCCACCUCUAUCAACUGAACAAACAAACUAUAUUUGUAUGUUGUUCAGAAUUCUUCUGGGGUCCGAGGAAGGCUCUUCAUCUGUACAUUACCUUCAAAUACAUAUGUGUUGUUGUGGAUAUGGAUGUAAAAAAUAAUUACUGCUCUUUAUCAAACCAAAGCUGCAAGUCUGCAAUACUAUCAGUUUAUUGGACAAGGAUUUUGCCAAACACACAACCCAAUAAACAAACUUCACAGGGAUAUAGAAAAAAGAAUAGGUUAUCAACAGCAAGUAAUAUGCAAGAACCUAUAAAUUCAGUUGCAUAAAAAGUAACAUCACCUGAGAGGAGACAAGGAAAUGAAACACCUUGUUGCUCCGGCCGAAGAUAUUCAAAACGAAUAUUCAGCCCGGUUCUGUGUUUCAAUAAGAUUUCCAGUUUCAGAAUAACAGGAAGAGAAGGCAACUGAAUCCACACCAACUUUGUAUUAUGUGAUAUCAGCCUAUUAAGUUCUUCUACACGAAGUUUCCAUGUUUAAUCCUGGGAUGAAAGACUUCCAAACUGGAAAAUGAUACAGAAACCUUACAAAAGUAACCCUUCAAAGGGACAAACAGAGAUUUUUUUAAAAAUGUGCUAAGUUAAAUCUUCAAAUAUGCCAGCACAGUACUUUAACUCUAACUAGUGAUGCAGUUAACAUUCAUUGGAGUAACAUGGUGCUUGAACGUGUAGAAUGAAUGAUGAUUGUUGCAGACAUUUCAAGAGUCAAGACAUUGUAUUGCCUGAGACAUCUCUCUCAGGACAUCAAAGUUUAGUUGAAAAAUAAUUCUCCAAACAAGCAUGCUCCAUCCUAAACACAUUCCAUUUUAUUAACUGAAAAAGGACUCCAAGAACAUAAUCAUUGGCACACAAGCUCUCAUUUCAUCAAUUCAACCAAAGCAUAGAACUCUCAUCAUAGUUCUCCAUAUGUAGUUUUUAAGAUGUCCGAGAAGUAAUUAACCAUCUUCUAUGACUGAACUGCCAAAUAUGAUGGGAGUCAGUCAAAGGAGAUACAAAAUACAGGUCUCACUUUUAACUUAUGACCAGUACAAUUAUACAUAGUUAAGAACUCUUCAAUAAAGUAACAUCCAUGCAAAGUAUAGUUUUAUCUCUUGCACAUGCAUAAAUUCAACCUUUCAGUUGAUCAGCAGGAGUGCCAACUUUCGCCAGUAGUGCUCCCUGAACAUUUGAGAUGAGAUAUAUGGCUUUAAAAAAUAAGCAAAACAUCUAAAAAACGCAUCUGUAGUACUUACAUAAGAAAAAAUAGAGUCCAUCAGGCGUAGGUCACAGAAAACCAUAGAGGAGUUUCAUAAAUCAACCAAGUCGUGCCAGGACUAUUCCAUCCUUUGUAUAAUUGUACAGUUGUAGACCAUGUACUUAUUCCAGU
Salvia splendens (bonfire salvia) is the source of this 3942-nucleotide messenger RNA. Its product is annotated as abietadienol/abietadienal oxidase. Lineage: Eukaryota; Viridiplantae; Streptophyta; Magnoliopsida; Lamiales; Lamiaceae. Gene Ontology annotation, molecular function: oxidoreductase activity, acting on paired donors, with incorporation or reduction of molecular oxygen; heme binding; monooxygenase activity. The coding region runs from base 779 to 2560 and encodes 593 amino acids. Gene Ontology annotation, biological process: multicellular organism development; sterol metabolic process; brassinosteroid homeostasis. The record is from RefSeq and is a predicted model, not a curated record. The transcript has 4 exons.